AUGAAAGAACAGGAGGGGUCCUUCUGUGAUAAAGCCCAGUGCCUCAUCGCUCCUCUUCAUCGCUCCUCUUCAUUGCUCCUCUUCAUUGCUCCUCUUCAUCCCACCCUCUUCAUCGCUCCUCUUCAUUGCUCCUCUUCAUCUCACUCUCUUCAUCCCACCCUCUUCAUCGCUCCUCUUCAUCCCACCCUCUUCAUCGCUCCUCUUCAUCCCACCCUCUUCAUCGCUCCUCUUCAUCGCUCCUCUUCAUCCCACCCUCUUCAUCGCUCCUCUUCAUCGCUCCUCUUCAUCCCACCCUCUUCAUCGCUCCUCUACAUCCCACCCUCUUCAUCGCUCCUCUUCAUCGCUCCUCUUCAUCGCUCCUCUUCAUCGCUCCUCUUCAUCCCACCCUCUUCAUCGCUCCUCUUCAUCGCUCCUCUUCAUUACAUUUGGGAAGUGCAAAACUGGAUUUGUUCAACUACUGUUUUGAAAGAGGAAGCUUUGGAGUCUGAGGAGUCUGAGGUGAGCCGGAGAAAUGGGAUGUGA
This is a messenger RNA of Knipowitschia caucasica, 522 nucleotides long. NCBI's taxonomy places the organism in Eukaryota, Metazoa, Chordata, Actinopteri, Gobiiformes, Gobiidae. The record is from the annotation of a GenBank genome assembly.